Molecule: messenger RNA, 1644 nt
Organism: Metschnikowia bicuspidata var. bicuspidata NRRL YB-4993
Lineage: Eukaryota; Fungi; Ascomycota; Pichiomycetes; Serinales; Metschnikowiaceae
Gene: WOR1
Product: transcription factor WOR1
Exons: 1
Coding region: 1-1644 (547 amino acids)
Molecular function (GO): DNA binding
Source: RefSeq, a predicted model, not a curated record
AUGUCCCUGUUAGAGCCAACAUUCCACGGAUAUAUCCUCUCCAAUGAAGAUGCUUUAUGUGUGAUUGAAGCUGCUCUUGAUCAAAAGCUUCCUUUAGUUCAGCGCAGGCCGCUAGAUAGAGAACGGCCUGAACUUAUACGCCUGGGAAACGUGUUUGUGUUCAUCGAAGAAUCCUCCGACAUCAAGAGGUGGACGGACGGCAUAGCCUGGUCGGCAUCCCGGAUUUUGGGCCGUUUCUUGAUUUAUCGCAGACUUGACCGGAACGCUCUAUUGAGUAAGGAUGAUAAAAAGAAGGCGUCCCGAAGUGGCAGGAGGAAAGGGUCCAAGGACGCUCAAUACGUUGGAGAGGUCGACGUCAUCAAGAGGGAACAGGCGUAUCCACCUUCGCUGGCCCCAAACGACUUGCAUUCGCACUAUGAUAAUAUCGAUCCACAUCAUUCGGAGAACCAGGAUAUGUAUCCGAAUUUCAUCCUUAACGGACCCACGCCUCCAUCAUCUUCGGGCACAACCAUCCCAGUUGCUCAAGAUCGCGGGUUGAUGAAAAAGACGCUCACUCUUACGAUCCCUCCGUAUGAGUCUGACUCGGGCCUGACGAAAACGAUCCAUCUCAUAUCGUACUUCAGUGCGUUCGAUGUAUUGGCAGGGAACUUGAUUCGCCCCUUCCAGACAGAGCUAAAGAACCAAGUGAUUGCUCCUACCUUAUGGCUGGCCAUGAGGAGAUCAUCUCUUGGGGGGAAGCUCUUGUCGGAGGGCGAGGCCAAUUUUUACUUGGACAGCAAGUAUCAGCUACAAAACAUGACACCUGCAAAUGGCAAUGACCGGAGGCUACUGCUGGUGAUUCAUCCGGAAUCCCGCGGUCAGUCCGUACAUGAGCUUCCCCGCAGAUACUCGUCGGUGUAUUCCAUUGACUCUUUGAAAUCCGUACCAUCAAGUGCACCUGUGUCUGCUCUGUCUCGGGCUCCAUUUGGCGCUCCAUUACCUGCUCCAAUGACUGCCCCACUGAGGUCUCUGCUGACCACUUUUCCUGGCAAUGAGCAUCACUUCUUUCCCGACAGUGAUUACUAUACCCGCAAGCUUCCUUAUGAGGAGCCCCCGAAAAAAAGAAGCAGAUCGCUCCAGACAGAUGCGCCAGAUUCUCACUAUUCCUCAACCGAAAACUUGGCUCCUGAUGAGCAUUCUGCGCAACCUCCAAGACAACCGUAUCUCGUUCAGAACUAUGUACCUUCGCCAUUGCAACAUCCCAAUUUUGGCGGCGGGUACAGAGACUUUCGGCCAGAGGUUCCAAUUUCUUCCCCGUUUUCUGGAACUCCUGUUUAUGACACCAGUCAUUAUGGACCUGAAAUGUUUCGCAAUGUGCCCCCUCCUAUGGCGCACCCUGUUUCACACGAGCACGCAGAUAGUGGGUACGAGCCUUUUCUGGCACCGUCAGUUCCACCGACGUUGAACAAUCGUGCGUUUGGACUUCAAGUCUCACGACAAGCACCACAGUUACCAUUCGCUUUCAGCAAUGUACCAUCGUACCCUCACUUCCCACAACAAAGAUGGGAUACGCUUCCUACAGCUAGUCCUUUGGGAGUUGCGGCACCAAGACUCGAAGGCCAUGCAGAGGAUGUUGAACACGAACACCAUGAGAUCUAUGAGUAG